UUAAACAAAUUUUUUCUUGUGACAAAGUUAGACAAUAGUGGUAUUAAGUGUAAUAAAUUAAUGUGAUUAAAGUGGAAAGUGUUAAAAUAAUUGUUAACAAUUUAGCCAGCUCAGUCGCGCAACAAUGAAUCAAAUAACCGAAUCGGAAUGUUCCAAAAUCAUAAGUGCGAAACUCAAAAGUCGCGAUUUUAAAAUUUUGCGCUACCAACAGAUCGCAUUUGACGAAAUUGUGGGUUAUUUGGGCGAACAUUGUACUCUUGAAAUAACAAUUCUUCGCAACAACCACGAAGAAACUUACUCUUUCUUCAUGAAGAGUGCUCCUCAAGUCCCGUCCCAACGCAAUUUCUUCGAGGAAAUUGGCGGUUUCUCCAAAGAGAAGAAUUUCUUCACCAAGUAUCACCCGAUGUUGAAACGUUACAACAUUGACAUUAUCGAUGAUGUGGUCCCUGAGUGUUACCUCGUGUUUGAUGAAACGUUCAUUUUCGACAACCUCACAUGUAAGGGUUAUGAGACUCUCCCUUCUCGCAGCCCUUUACCGAUCGAUUGCAUCAAAGCUGCUCUUGCAUCAUUUGCUAGAUUGCACGCCAGUGGUCUAAUUUUAGAAGAGAUGAAAUCGUGUCGUCUCACCGACGAGUUUUCACUCAAAGAGGGCUUUUUCUCGGGUGAGGGUUCGGCGGAGCGAGGCUUACAAGCGGGGAAAGAAGGAAUGCGAGCUUUUUGCGAUUGGACAAAAACCGACGAAGCUUUAAAAACCCAAAUCGUGGCUGGAAUCGAGGAGCAGAAAACUUUCGUCGUCCCGUCGACGAGGUUCAGGAACACCAUCUGUCAUGCUGAUCCUUGGACUAAGAAUUUUUUGUUCAAGUUUGAGGGCGGAAAGGCGAUAAAUUGCGUCACGGUCGAUUGGCAGACUUACCGAUACGGACCCCCGGCACAGGAUGUCCUCGCUUUUAUUUAUUUAGUCGCCGAUGGAACAGUCCGAGAGACGCAUUUCGAUCACCUGUUGAGCUUUUAUUACAGCGAGCUGAGAAAGACGAUGGAGAAGUUUGGGUUUGGGGAUGUUGUAACACAAGAGGAGUUUUUCCAAAGUUGUCAAUAUUAUAAACAAUUUGCGCUCGUGCAGUCUCUGGGGCAUUUUCAAGUCGUUUUGCUGGCGGAUGAGGACGGAAAGGAGUUGUUUGGGGACCCAGAAAGAGCCAAAAAUGUGGUUUUUGGCGAGGAUAGGUACGAGUUUAUCCAAAAAAUUCUUACCAAAGAUCCGGUCUUUAGGAAAAGAGUCUGCGAUUCAGUCGAAGAGUUGAAAAGGUUGUAUGAGGAGAAGUGUAAUUAAUUUGUUAAAUAAAUAAUUCUUUCCUGAA
Tribolium madens (black flour beetle) is the source of this 1355-nucleotide messenger RNA. RefSeq lists its product as uncharacterized. The coding region runs from base 125 to 1327 and encodes 400 amino acids. The transcript has a single exon. Lineage: Eukaryota; Metazoa; Arthropoda; Insecta; Coleoptera; Tenebrionidae. The record is from RefSeq and is a predicted model, not a curated record.